AUGACUUUCUCGUACCGCAUGAGAUGGAUGCUGCCCGUGGCUCUCCUCAGGCUGCUGCUCGUGUCCGUGAUCAAGAACGCGGGCAACCACACGUACGAUUCCUCUUACCGGCUGGAGACUUACUACGAUUUCAUUGCAACAGUAACAGAAUCACAUUAUUCCUUGAAGUUCAUUGGCCGUCAUCUUCAAGUGGGCUCGGGGUCCGCUGGCGCCACUCUAGCCGCCAGGUUGUCUGAGGUCACGGGAUGGCGGAUCCUUCUGCUGGAGGCGGGCGGCGAACCUCCUCCAGAGAGCCACGUGCCGGCGCUGUACCCGGCGCUGCUGCAGGGCGAAGCGGACUGGAAUUUCGUCACCACCAGGCAGCGACACAGCCUCCGGGGAUUCACGGACAGGCGGUCCCCGUACGGGCGUGGCAAAGUGGUGGGCGGCAGUUCGACCAUCAACUUCAUGAUGUACUUGAGAGGAAACCGACGUGACUUCGAUAACUGGGAAGCGAUGGGGAAUCCAGGCUGGAGCUACAGGGAUGUCCUGCCUUACUUCAUCAAGUCCGAGGAUUACCGCGGGACAAGGCACGGAGCGACAGCUGCUUACCAUGGCUUCGGUGGUCCUCUGACGGUAGAUGACAAACUGUGGUACACGCCCCUCCUCAACGGAUUCCUGAAGGCGGGGCAGCAGCUAGGAUACAAUGUCAUCGACGCCAACGGUCCAGAAAUGAUAGGCUUUAGUGUCCCUGACAUGACCAUAAGAGACGGCUGGCGAUGGUCUACUGCCGAGGCCUUCCUUAAGCCUGCAGCCGACAGAGAAAACCUUCAUGUGGUUUUAAACGCCCUUGUUACCCAGUUAUUAUUUGACAGCCGUAAGCGGGCGAUUGGAGUGCGCUUUGAGCAUGGAGGAAAGUCCAAGACGGCGUUGGCGAAACGAGAGGUCAUCGUGUGCGGAGGAACUAUUUCGUCUCCGCAAAUCCUCAUGCUCUCCGGGAUCGGUCCGGCCAGGCACUUGCAGGAACACAACAUCCCCGUCGUGGCCGACCUGCCAGGCGUCGGCCAGAACUUCCAGGACCAUGCCUCUCUCUACGGCCUCACGUGGACCACCAACAAGGGCACUUCGCUCAGCCUCCUGACGCUCGCCAACCCGUUCUCGCUGAAGGAGUAUAUUCUUGGGAGACGAGGCCCUCUCUCGGCGCCCUACGCUAUCGAGGCUCACGCUUGGAUCCCGGCGGAGGAGGGCGACCCUCUCUGGCCCGAGGUGCAGUUCCUCUUCAUCGCUGGGACUUCGACGCUCGACAAAGGCAUCGCCAUUCCGGAUCUCAUUGGCUACGAUAGGAAGCUCUAUUACAAGUACUUUACCCCCAUCAUGGGUCAAGAAGGUUUCAGCAUAUCCCCCAUGCUGACGAGGGCCAAGUCACGUGGCUCCAUCACCCUGCAGUCCAACAACCCUAACGACCCACCAGUCAUUGAUCCUAACUACCUGAGCCACCCUGAUGACGUCAAGAAUAUCAUCAGAGGCAUCAAGUUUGCUCACGAGGUAGCGAGGACGCCCGCCAUGCAGGAGUACGGGACGCGAUUCCAUGAUAAGCCUCUCCCCGGUUGCGAGCACGAGGUCUUCGCGACUGACGCCUACUGGGAGUGCUUUGCCCGUGCUUUCACCGGGCAGACGUACCAUCCAGCGGGCACGUGCAAGAUGGGGCCUGUGGGUGACCCUUACAGCGUCGUCGAUCAUAGGCUCAGGGUUCGCGGUGUCUCUGGUCUCCGAGUGGUGGAUGCCUCGAUCAUGCCUCUGAUCGUCUCGACCAACACGAAUGCCGCUUCUAUCAUGAUUGGUGAGCGCGGCGCGGAUUUCAUCAAGCAGGAAUGGGGUGUCAUCUAAUCCCACACGCUUCGUCAUCUGAUCCUGCACAGUGAAGUCCAGUCUGUUACCGGAUGAUCCUACUGUGUCAUAUGAUCCUUUAAGGUGCUAUCUGAUUAUAGACGGCAUUAGGUUAUUUACAUUAAUACAUAGGAUGAUGAGUUAUAUGGAGGAACUUUAUAGACGUUGUAGCAAAGGUAAUUUUGGAAAAAUUGAGCUUUGGAGAAAAUAAAGAAAAAGUCUUUCCGACUUACGCUAAUAAACUGGAAGUCUCCCUCGAUGUCUACACGAAGAUGUAGGUGUAGGUGUCUAUUACCAGUAAUAAGGAUUAUCAGUGAAACAUUAAAACUUUCGAUUGAUAAUGCAACACACUUAGUUCUAUUCAGUAAGAGAAAACAACAACAGAGCUACGAAACCUCACGAAAUACCACAGAUAUACCUCAUCUGCGCAUGCGAAGGAGAAUCCCUACUCCACACAUAUCACAGCCAACGCCUCAUACCAAGUAAGUAUCAUCGUCCUCAAGGCACGGUAUAGAUAUAACGUAUUUAUUGACUACCAGUAACCACGGGUAAACAACGCCACAGAGAAGUGGACAAGGAUACAGAGGAGGGCAUCUGUGCUGUGAAUAGCUGGUGAAAGUGACGGAAAGACAGACAAAAAAAGUGAACAAUAAGUGACUAACUGAAAGAAAAAAAUUCCAUAAACCGGUUGAAAGGAUCUUUGAUUAUACGGAAACUGAAAAAGUGAUGGGUUUAAGAUUAUGAAAAAAGACAAUUUUAAAAUAAAAUACUUGUGUAAUUCCUGUCCAAGAGAAAAUCGAAUGAAUUAACUGUAGAGUGAUAUUACUAAAAAUGGAUUGUUAAUGCUAAGAGA
Molecule: messenger RNA, 2719 nt
Organism: Penaeus monodon (black tiger shrimp)
Lineage: Eukaryota; Metazoa; Arthropoda; Malacostraca; Decapoda; Penaeidae
Product: glucose dehydrogenase [FAD, quinone]-like
Exons: 14
Molecular function (GO): flavin adenine dinucleotide binding; oxidoreductase activity, acting on CH-OH group of donors
Source: RefSeq, a predicted model, not a curated record